This is a messenger RNA of Rotaria socialis, 754 nucleotides long. NCBI's taxonomy places the organism in Eukaryota, Metazoa, Rotifera, Eurotatoria, Philodinida, Philodinidae. The record is from the annotation of a GenBank genome assembly.
AUGACUUAUAAUGAAGUUACAGUGCAAUCAAGAUUACAAUUUCAAAAUGAAAAUGACACUAACAUAUUAUUCGCUUUUAAUGAACGCUUCGUAGUAGACGGAGAUUUACGACAGAUAACCAUUGAUGGUAGCGGGGCAACCGGUGCAACUGACACAACGGGUACGUUCCAGACUACGUUGAUAACCGAUACCACCGGAACAUCCAUAUCGAGUGCUGAACUUACAUUAACAUCCGGCACAUCCAUAUGGAGUGGGUUACCUCCACUUGGAACAAGUGCACGCACCGAUGUGACUGCAACAACCAUAAGCGAUACUGAGUCUGUAUUAAGCACCGAUAGCAUCUUGGGAACCACGAUGGAUACUUCAUUUGCAAUGACAAUCGAUACCGGCACCAACUCGGACACGGCCGAAACCACGACGGAUAUUUCAUAUGCAACAACAAUCGAUACCAAUCCCAGCUCUGGCACGGCGGGAACCGCGACGGAUACUUCAUCUACAAUAACAACCGAUAGCAGCUUCACCUUCAGCUCGGACACGGCCGAAACCACGAUCGAUACUUCACCUACAACAACAAUCGAUGCCAGCCCCAACUCAGGCUCGACCGAAAUCGUGACGGAUGCUUCAUCCUCAAUCCCUAGCAGCGCCAGCUCGGGCAUGGCCGAAAUCACGACCGAUACUUCAUCUACAAUAACUACGAGCUCCGGCUUCAGUGUGAGUUCCGACACCGCCGAAACAGGGACGGAUACUGCAUCUA